Sinocyclocheilus grahami is the source of this 741-nucleotide messenger RNA. RefSeq names its product enolase-phosphatase E1-like. NCBI's taxonomy places the organism in Eukaryota, Metazoa, Chordata, Actinopteri, Cypriniformes, Cyprinidae. The transcript is spliced from 4 exons. The record is from RefSeq and is a predicted model, not a curated record. Gene Ontology annotation, molecular function: magnesium ion binding; acireductone synthase activity. The coding region runs from base 1 to 420 and encodes 139 amino acids.
AUGGUGUUUGGACCUGUAACAUGGGUGUACCCGGAUGUGGUUCCAGCCAUCAGAUGCUGGAGGCGUGGAGGUCUGAAGGUCUUCAUCUACUCUUCAGGAAGUGUGGAGGCGCAGAAGCUGCUCUUUGGCUAUUCUGUCGAAGGCCAUCUCUUAGAUCUGUUUGAUGGUCACUUCGACACCAACAUUGGUGCCAAAGUAGAAAGUAAGAGCUAUGAGAACAUCGCGGAGAGGAUUGGAUGCCAACCGGAGGAAAUCAUGUUCUUAACCGACCUCGCACGAGAGGCAAAGGCAGCAGAGGAUGCUGGGGUGAACGUGGCUGUCGUCGUUAGACCUGGAAACACGGAGUUAACCGGAGAAGAAAGGAGCCGUUAUAGAGUCAUCACAUCUUUCAACCAGUUAAAACUGAGCGGAAACGUUUGACAGCGCAGAACUGGGAUUACAGCAUCGGAUCAUGUGAAAAACCAGCGGUUAUUAUGUGUUGUUAUUCCACUGGACUGAAACGCCAAGCCUCCCAGGUGCUUGUUUUUUACACUGAAACCCAUCUUUGAAUUAUCAUACACUUGCAGUCUCUCUGAAUGUUUUCUAUGCGGUGUUAAUGUGUAGCAUAUGACAUAUUUAUGCCAAGAUACUUCUGUCUUUAUUCCCCACCUGUGCGGUGAUAUAAAAUAUGAUAACCUGCCAACUAGACACAGGUUUAGUGUGAUUGUACCUCAUGUCAGUCUUAUAAACGUCAGUAUCAAA